Messenger RNA from Caenorhabditis bovis, 852 nucleotides. The record is from the annotation of a GenBank genome assembly. NCBI's taxonomy places the organism in Eukaryota, Metazoa, Nematoda, Chromadorea, Rhabditida, Rhabditidae.
AUGGGCGACGAAAAGUUUGCCGAGGCUUACGCCGUUAAAAAGUUCGCCUUUUUCGGAGUUGUGGUUUCGACUAUUGCCACACUCACCGCCAUCAUUGCCGUUCCGAUGCUCUGCCUUCACAUGCAGAACAUCAAAUCCGGACUCGAUGAUGAGCUUGUCUAUUGCAAAGCGAAGAACGCUGAUUUGAAGUCUGAGUUCUUCAAGCUCAAUUCGAUCCGAGCUGAAGCCAACCGUCAGAAGCGUCAGACAUCCUAUGAGUGCUGCUCGUGUGGAAUUGGGGCUGCUGGACCAGCUGGUGUUCCAGGACAAGAAGGAGAGCCAGGAGACGAUGGAAAGCCAGGACAGCCGGGACAACCAGGACGGGAUGCCGAAAGCAACGACGAGAAAGCGACCGCCGUCGAUUUCUGCUUUGAUUGUCCAACUGGACCACCAGGACCUGCUGGAGGACCGGGACCAAAGGGACCACCAGGACCACCAGGAGGAAGCGGAGAACCGGGACCAGCUGGACGUGGAGGACCACGCGGUCAGCCAGGUCCACGCGGACCACCAGGAGAAGCCGGAGAAGAUGGAGGACCAGGAAACCCGGGUCAGCCUGGACAGACGAGAACUCUUCCAUCGCCACCAGGAGAGCCAGGACAACCAGGAGAGCCAGGUGCUCCAGGCGAGCCAGGGCCAGACGGACGUCCAGGACAUCCAGGACGUAGCGGACCACCAGGACCUCCAGGAGAUAACGGUGGAAAUGGAGAGCCAGGAAAGGACGGAGAAGAUGGAGCACCAGGAGAGCCAGGAAAGGUCGGAGCCAAAGGAUCGUGCGAUCACUGCCCACCACCGCGAACUGCCCCUGGAUAUUAG